Hemiscyllium ocellatum (epaulette shark) is the source of this 5267-nucleotide messenger RNA. It is a transcript of the gene ube3a, whose product is annotated as ubiquitin protein ligase E3A. The transcript has 12 exons. Gene Ontology annotation, molecular function: ubiquitin protein ligase activity. The record is from RefSeq and is a predicted model, not a curated record. Gene Ontology annotation, biological process: protein polyubiquitination; ubiquitin-dependent protein catabolic process. NCBI's taxonomy places the organism in Eukaryota, Metazoa, Chordata, Chondrichthyes, Orectolobiformes, Hemiscylliidae. Bases 656 to 3229 code for a protein of 857 amino acids.
AGCGCCAGCGAGAGAGUCGCCCUCACACCAAGAUGGCGGAGCGGGGAGGCCAGGAGGAGUGGCGGCUGCAGGAGCAGCAACAGCAGCAGCAACAAGAGCGAGGUCCGGGCCAGCGGUGGUGUUAGAGCGGUCGGGCGCCGACACGACAGGGGCGGGGGGAAAAGCGAGCAGUGUUCUUCGCCGCCCCUUUUUUUUCACUGCAGCGUCAGUCUUAACCGGCGGGAGACCGUGGAGGGGGGGGAGGAAGGGGAGUGAGCCGGACGCUCAGCCGCCGCCGCAGGAGGAGGAGGAGGAGGAGGCUCGAGGGCGGGGAGGGAACCCCGACCACCAACACGUACAUCUCCCUCCUUCCCUCCCACCUUGGAGACCUGUCCGCACGCCGGCCCCUGGGAAAGGAGCGAAACAUAAAAAGAAAAGCCCAGGCUGGAAGGCAACCCGCUUUCGUAUGAAUUCCGCCAAGGCCAGCUCGGAGUGUGCGCCACCAGAGGCGAACGCAAGGUCGUAAACACGGUAGAGUUGCCACAAUUAGUUGGACUAGGGAGUUCUGAUCACAUACGUUUGCACAGACAAGACCAGAAUACCUCAGAUCGGCUCUCCAGAUGGUGAAGUUAUUGCACAGGGAGAACCUCUAGCAAAAAACCACACAGCAAGCCGAAUGAAGCGAGCAGCUGCAAAGCAUCUAAUAGAACGCUACUACCACCAGUUAACUGAGGGCUGUGGAAAUGAGGCCUGCACGAAUGAAUUUUGUGCUUCCUGUUCAAGUUUCCUUCGUAUGGAUAACAAUGCAGCGGCCAUAAAGGCCCUUGAGCUUUUUAAGAUUAAUGCAAAACUCUGUGAUCCUCAUCCUUCCAAGAAAGGAACCAGCACUGCCUAUGUGGAAAACAGCACGAAGAGCUCCCACAGUAUCAUUUGUUGUUCAGAAACAAAAGUGAAUAAGCAAGAGAUGCAGGCCCAAAGAGAAGAUUUUAAAGAUGUGAACUAUCUAACUGAGGAAAAGGUAUAUGAAAUCCUGGAUUUGUGUGGAGAGCGAGAAGACUAUUCACCAUUGAUACGUGUUAUUGGUAGAGUUUUCUCUAGUGCAGAUGCUUUGGUGCAGAGCUUCCGAAAGGCCAAACAGCAUACUAAGGAAGAGCUGAAAUCCCUUCAAGGAAAGGAUGAGGAUAAAGAUGAAGAUGAGGAAGAAAAAGCUGCUUCUGCAGGGUCCAUGGAUGAUGCAGAGGCAUCUUCAUCAAGGAGUUCUUUUGGGAGCUCACAGACAAGAGACAACAAUGUUCAUAAAUUAGGACCUGAUGAAAUAUCUAUUGAUGUUGAUGCAGUCAGACGGGUCUAUAAUAAAUUGCUUUCCAAUGAGAAGGUAGAAACAGCUUUUCUUAAUGCAUUAGUGUACUUGUCACCAAACGUGGAAUGUGAUUUGACUUAUCAUAAUGUUUAUUCGAGGGAUCCAAACUAUCUAAACUUAUUCAUUAUAGUCAUGGAGAACAGCAACCUUCAUAGCCCUGAAUAUUUGGAAAUGGCUCUUCCACUGUUUUGCAAAGCAAUGAGCAAGUUACCCCUCCCAGCUCAAGCCAAAUUGAUUCGACUAUGGUCAAAGUACACUGCUGACCAAAUUCGUCGAAUGGUGGAAACCUUUCAGCAGCUCAUUACAUACAGGGUCAUAAGUAAUGAAUUCAAUAGUCGAAAUCUGGUAAAUGAUGACGAUGCUGUUGUUGCUGCUACAAAAUGCUUAAAAAUAGUGCACUAUGCAAACAUUAUUGCAGGCGAUGUGGACACGGGGCACAAUGAGGAGGAGGAAGAUGAGCCAGUUGCAGAAUCCAGUGAAAUUACUUUACAAGAACUACUGGGUGAAGAACGGAGAAAUAAAAAAGGACCCCGGGUGGAUCCCCUUGAAGUAGAGUUGGGAGUGAAAACAAUUGAUUGCCGAAAGCCACUUGUCUCUUUUGAAGAAUUUAUUAAUGAACCACUAAAUGAUGUACUAGAAAUGGAUAAAGACUAUACUUUCUUCAAAGUUGAGACAGAAAAUAAAUUUUCCUUUAUGACUUGCCCCUUCAUUCUGAAUGCUGUAACCAAGAACCUGGGACUUUACUAUGACAACAGGAUACGCAUGUACAGUGAACGCCGAAUCACUGUCCUCUACAGCCUCGUACAGGGGCAACAGCUGAACCCUUAUCUUAGACUUAAAGUCAGACGUGACCACAUCAUUGAUGAUGCACUUGUUCGGCUGGAAAUGAUUGCCAUGGAAAAUCCCGCAGACCUGAAGAAACAGCUGUAUGUGGAGUUUGAAGGUGAACAAGGUGUGGACGAAGGAGGUGUAUCCAAAGAGUUUUUUCAGCUUGUUGUGGAAGAAAUCUUCAACCCUGAUAUUGGAAUGUUCACAUAUGACGAAUCUACAAAAUUGUUCUGGUUCAACACUUCCUCAUUUGAAACUGAGGGACAGUUUACUCUAAUUGGCAUAGUUCUUGGCCUAGCCAUUUACAACAACUGUAUACUGGAUGUGCAUUUUCCUAUGGUCGUUUACAGAAAGCUGUUGGGCAAAAAGGGAACCUUCCGAGACCUAGAAGACUCUCACCCGGUCCUGCAUCAGAGUUUAAAAGAACUUGUUGAGUACGAUGGCAGCGUAGAGGAUGACAUGAUGAUUACUUUCCAAAUAUCUCAAACUGACUUGUUUGGAACUCCAAUGAUGUGUAACUUGAGGGAGAAUGGGGAUCAGAUUCCAGUGACAAAUGAAAACAGAAAGGAAUUUGUUGACCUUUAUACAGAUUAUAUUCUCAACAAAUCAGUAGAAAAGCAAUUUAGAGCCUUUAGAAGAGGUUUCCAUAUGGUAACCAACGAGUCACCACUAAAGUAUUUAUUCCGACCGGAGGAGAUCGAGCUACUAGUCUGUGGAAGUCCGAACCUAGAUUUUCAAGCACUUGAAGAUACUACAGAGUAUGAUGGUGGAUAUGCCAAGGACUCCCGUAUUAUAAGGGAAUUCUGGGAAAUUGUCCACGCAUUUACAGACGAGCAGAAACGACUCUUCCUGCAGUUUACAACAGGCACAGAUCGAGCACCAGUUGGUGGCCUUGGAAAACUCAAGAUGAUUAUCGCAAAGAACGGACCAGAUUCUGACAGGUUGCCAACAUCUCACACGUGUUUUAAUGUCCUCCUACUUCCUGAGUAUUGCAGCAAGGAAAAGCUCAAUGAGAGACUACUAAAGGCCAUUACCUAUGCCAAAGGAUUUGGCAUGCUGUAAAAGAUAUGAAUGUAAAGCGUGUGAUGAAAAGUAAAAUUAUGGGUGUCAGUGCCCCUUUUUUUUAUAUAAAGGCCAUAUGACAGUCAUCUAUAAUAGUCACCCAUGUCUGUGCCUCUCCUCCAGCAGACACUGGGCUGGAACAGCAGAUUUCAGCAACUUGUACGAACAAAUUUUUUUUGGUUAGUGUGACUUUCAUAUCAUUUGCUUGUAUGUAUAGUAAACUUUUUUUCUGAAUAUUUAUUUUAAAAGUUCAAGAAAAAAAAUUACUCAAUCAUACGUUUGUUACAUUACUGAAAUGAGCCUUUUUUGAAUUUAUAAAGGAAAAUCAAAUUCUCCCAAAUAAUGUUCCUAAGAUCAAUGUAUUUUUAAAAUAUGUUCUAUUAUUUCCUUGUAGCCACUCAGUUCUGGAUGCACUCUUUUUACUUCUUUCAAUCCCUAGUCCCCGCAUUGCUUUGGAACUUAAUUUUUGAAGUGGUUUGGUGCAAGUGCUGCUGUUCUAGUCCCAGAGAGCAAAUUUUUACUUACCUGUAAAUCGAAUAAAAAUGGAAGGGAGAACCUGGAAUGUUAACUGCGUUCUUGAAAUCUUGCUUUAGUUACAGCACAACAAUGCUUUGAAGGUUUUAGAGAGAAAAAAAAAUAAAAGAAAAACUUCACUGUUGGUAGUUCUCUCAAGUCUGGAAAUAUAUUUUCUGUUCAAACUUUUAAACUACCGUGCUGGAUCGCUAACCCACUGGGUUUGACUGUAUUUUUUAAACUUCCGCUGCUUGUUUGAUGUUUUCGGAGAACAAACCCACAUGCAAUGCUCGACACAUUGCCAACGUUAUUGCAAAAUUAGUUGGAAAAAUUACAUGGAAUUAAUAGAUGAAAAUGUCCUUGCAAGAAUUGGAGCAGAAGUUUCAACUUUUGAUUCUCCCAACAAAUUUCCGGAAUUUUCUAACUUUUUUUUUCUCAUGUGCUGUACCUAACUAAACAAUUUACUGGGGCAACACUGUGUUUAAUCCUAUAGGCAUUGCAUUAAUUCUAAAGGAGAAAAGGCUGAUUGCAUUCAAAAUAGUAUAUGAUAUUCAAAGCGUGGGUUGCUGACGAAAUAAGGUUAACAGCACUAUUUAAACAAUUUUUACUCAUUGACAAAUGAACAAAGGAUGUUAACAUGAAUGAUACUAAAUAAAACAGACUAAAACAAUUUCUUUACUGUUUACUGGCACAAUAAAUGACUCAAAUUAGCUACAGUUUAAAAUAUUUGAUAAAGUAUCUUUCUAUAUGUAAAAUAGAAUUAAAAGUUAACAUAGUGUUGAUUGCAAGUAAAUCAUGGUGUAGAAAAGCAAUUAAGAAUUUGGAGGUUAAUUUCCAGUGAAGGAUUGACAGAAACCAUUACUGCCCCCUUACAAUUUAAAAACCUGUUAUUUUAUACUGAAAGAUUUGUUGUACCCUGCACUGAACUUUUAACUUACAUCCCCCACCAUCUUUUUUUCUCCCAUGUUAGAAAUAACUAGACCUCCUUGGAGUUCUCUUCGAUUCUUAAAACACUUCGGAACUGCUAAUACGAGGUGUUUUAUCACUCUGCUCAGGCUUGAUUUGAAAUCUAGGUUUCAGUGAUGUUCAGUCAUAUGGUAGCGAUCUGUGCUAGUAAAAUCUUAAUGGCUUUGUGUGCAUUAGUUUGCUGUCUAAUUUUUUUUUCCCCCUGUGGUGUUUAAUGGAUAAUUCUUGCAAGCAUUUUUUUUAAUGUUGAUCAUAGACUGAACUAUAUUUGCUGAAUUUUUGUUCAUCUGCUUUGAACUUCUCAUAAGGUUAAUAUGUUGCAUUUCUUCUUGCUUUUACACAUAAAUGAACACUUCAUGAAGCAUUCUGGUAAACAAUUGCAACCAAAGUUGAUAAGGUCUGAUUGCAAACUUGAAACUUGCUCAGUCAGACAUUUUUUUGCCGACUAAGGUUAAUGUGGUCUGACUUUUUAUUUUAAGUAUUUUCCACAUAAUCCAAGGAAGCUUAAAGAAAUGCAUGUAAAAAUAAACUAUGCAAGUUACAUCUUUCUGUUGGUCAA